UGAUAGGAUCAGAGAUGCAUCCAGGGCUGGCAGAGCUAUUGCUGAGGAAAACUCUUCACAGGAAGCUUAUCAUGUUACCAUGUUCAGAGGAAGUAUAGCUUAUGACUGUAACAUCAACAGAUCAAAUUCAAGGCGAGUUCUUUUUUCUAAUACCACAAGUUGAAAAGGAGAAUAGAAAAUGGCUGGGUGCAACACAGACUGCGUUGAGAAACCAAUAGCUAGAGGAUUUGAAAUACUUGGGCGUUUUGUUGGUAGACACCACUGGUGGUUUUUUAUUCUUCCCAUGUUCAUUUCUGCGGGUCUUGGCGGAGGAUUUUACUUCCUUGCGGACAGAGAAGCAAACGGCAUUGAAGAGAUGUUUACACCUCUGGAUGGACCAGCGAAAGACGAACGACAAGUAGUUAAAGAAUACUUUCCACAGAAUGAUAGCGACUUCUCUCGUUUGCGGCUCUAUACUGAAGGGACCUUUGCAUCUCUCAUAAUUGUUACGCCUACAGCAAAUAUCCUCACAAAUCCUGCUUUCACAAAAAUUGUUGCUAUGGACAGGGAAGUGAAAGCCAUUGAAGUAGGAACAUUUAAUUUCUCAAGCCUUUGUGUUAAGAAAGGUGACGUGUGCGUGUCAAAUUCAAUCUUUGAUAUUGUAAAAACUCCCAAUGUUACCACGACAACUAUUGAUUACCCAUAUCAUGACAACAUUUUCAUCGCAUCUGAAAUUGGUGGUGUGAAACUGAAAACUGGAUCAACUGAAAUUGAAAGCGCAAAGGCAAUUCGACUUUUUUACUUCUUAAAAGAAGACAACCAGACUGUAAAUACGAUGUGGCUGCAGAAGUUUAUAGAGACUGCGUCGAUGAUGCAAAAAGAAGAAGGCAUGACCGUAUCUUAUUUUACAUCAAUAUCAAGGGAUGAAGAGUUUGAGAAGAGCUCUGACUCAAUCAUUCCUCUCUUCUCAUUGACCUAUGCCCUGGCCAUCACUUUUUCAAUCACAUCUUGUAUAAGGUUGGACUGUGUUAGGAACAAGGUGUGGGUGGCGACCUUUGGUGUCCUCUCAGCUGGUAUGGCAGUGUUGUCCAGUUUUGGGUUGUUGCUGUACUGUGGGAUGCCCUUCGCUAUGACUGUGGCAACAGCUCCAUUCCUGAUUCUGGGAAUUGGUGUUGACGACAUGUUCAUCAUGAUUUCUUGCUGGCAGCAGACUCAAGUUCAUGGCGACGUAGAGGAUCGUAUGGCAGCUACAUACAAAGAGGCAGCUGUUUCUAUCACCAUCACAACACUAACUGAUGCCUUGGCUUUCUAUAUUGGUCUGUUAACUCCCUUUGGUUCUGUACAGUCCUUUUGUAUGUAUACUGGCACAGCUGUCCUGUUCUGCUACCUGUACAACAUCACCUUCUUUGGUGCAUUUCUAGCACUGAAUGGAAGACGUGAAAAGAGCAACAGACAUUGGCUGACCUGCGUGAAGGUUCCAGAACCAGAGGAGAAUUCUGAAAAGUACAAUAUCUGUUCUGUAGGGGGAGCUUAUGAUCAUGAAACGGGAAAAGAGGAACCAAUGCCAAUUAACAACUUCUUUAAGACGUACUAUGGUCCAUUUCUAACAAAUAAUUGGACCAAGGGGUUUGUGAUCCUGCUCUAUGCUGUAUAUUUGGGCUUAAGCAUCUAUGGUUGCUCCCAAAUCAAAGAGGGCAUAGACCUUAAAAACCUAGCAGCUGAUAGCUCAUACGUGGGUAGCUAUUAUGACAAUGAGGAUGAAUUCUUUUCAGAGUAUGGCCCAAAUGUUAUGGUUGUUGUGACCGAUAGUACGUUUAAAUAUUGGGAUGAAAGUGCUCGGAAUAGUCUCGACUCCUGCCUUCAAAAGUUUGAAGAUCUAUCAAUGGUUUCUCAAAACAGGACCAUAUCUUGGCUCAAUGGGUAUCUUAUAUUUGGAAAGAUGACCAAUUUGAAUCUAAGUGUGGAAAAUACAUUCAAAAGUAAUUUGUCUGCAUUUCUUGAGAGGUCUGAUUUCAUUCAAGAUGUGGAUUUUACAGACAACACAAUAUAUGCUUCACGUAUGUUCAUUCAGACAGUCAAUGUCAGUACAGCUGUUGAUGAAAAGAACAUGUUGAAUGAGCUUCGAGAGACAGCUAAGGAUUGUCCAGUAAAGUUGGUUGUUUACCACCCUGCUUUCAUAUACUUUGACCAGUAUGCAGUCAUUGUUAGUAAUACCAUCCAAAACAUUGUAGUUGCCACUCUUGCCAUGCUGGUGAUCUCCCUCAUGUUGAUUCCCAACCCGAUAUGUUCUCUGUGGGUGACCUUUGCCAUUGCCUCUGUCAUAGUGGGUGUUGCUGGUUUCAUGACAUUUUGGGAUGUCAAUCUAGACUCUGUAUCUAUGAUCAACCUUGUCAUCUGCAUUGGUUUCUCAGUGGACUUUUCUGCUCACAUUUCCUAUGCCUUUGUCUCUAGCAAUAAGAGAACUGCUAAUGAGAAGGCUAUAGAUGCUGUCUAUCACUUGGGGUAUCCUAUCAUACAGGGAGCUGUGUCUACUAUCUUAGGAGUGGUGGUGCUGUCUGCAGCUGAGAGCUACAUCUUCAGAACCUUCUUUAAGAUCAUGUUCUUGGUCAUUUCGUUUGGGGCCGUCCACGGUAUAGUCUUUAUCCCCGUUUUUUUGUCUUUCUUUGGAAUCUGCGGCGCUAAAGUUGGUGAUGAAGAAGAUGCAGGUGAUAACCCUCAAGAUAAUACCUAUCAAUUUAAACGGAAAGGGAAUGAUAUUAUUGCUUGUGAAAACAAUUUCUGACUGUCCUUAAAACUGCUGGGCUGGGUGGUCAUUCAUUCUUGAAGCUGCUAAGCACGACCCCCAGCUGCAGCAUUUGCACCUGUUUCUACUGAUAACUAUCAGACAUAGAAGCUGCUAGAAAAAAAAGUCAAAUAAAGUUAAUGAUAAAGGACAUUAUCAUAAAGUGUACAUUGUAGCUUUGAUUGUGGUGUUUUAUCCCCUAUUGGAAGAAAAUAUAACACAUUGUGUAUAAAUGCUUACUAAAUCUGACUUGCAUUUGACAAAUGUAAUUAUUUUUUUAGUUAUAGUUGUAAUAUGUAGGAAUCUAUAGAAUUAGAAUGUCUAAGUUAUUCUGAAAAGCACACAAACACAGCAGGUUAUAGGUUAUAGAUUACAGGUUAUAGAUUACAGGUUAUAGAUUACAGGUUAUUUGGUUAUAGGUUAUAGAUUACAGGUUAUAGAUUACAGGUUAUAGAUUACAGGUUAUAGAUUACAGGUUUUGGUUAUAUGUUAUAGAUUACAGGUUUUGGUUAUAGGUUAUAGAAUACAGGUUAUAGAUUACAGGUUAUAGAUUACAGGUUUUGGUUAUAUGUUAUAGAUUACAGGUUUUGGUUAUAGGUUAUAGAAUACAGGUUUUGGUUAUAGGUUAUAGAUUACAGGUUAUAGAUUACAGGUUAUAGAUUACAGGUUAUAGAUUACAGGUUAUAGAUUACAGGUUUUGGUUAUAUGUUAUAGAAUACAGGUUUUGGUUAUAGGUUAUAGAUUACAGGUUUUGAUUAUAGGUUAUAGAUUACAGGUUAUAGAUUACAGGUUAUAGAUUACAGGUUUUGGUUAUAUGUUAUAGAUUACAGGUUUUGGUUAUAGGUUAUAGAUUACAGGUUUUGAUUAUAGGUUAUAGAUUACAGGUUAUAGAUUACAGGUUAUAGAUUACAGGUUUUGAUUAUAGGCAACACAUUCUUUGUUUUUGUUACUGAGUUUGUCAUGCAUUGCAAAGGUAAAAAAAUAUAUGUGAGAUUUCAUAUUUAAUUUGUAUUUAGUCAUAUUGAGUUUCAGUCUAUCGAACUGUGUAAUAGAGUUUUUCUGUAGUGUCUAUUUUGUUUAACAAUGUUUAUUCAUUUGGUUUGUGUUUUUCAACAAGGCAUUCGAGUGCCAUGUUUAUUAUUUAACUACAUCUAUUAAUUACAUGCAAGUAGACUAUGUUGAUGAUAUUAACGGUAGAUUAAUCCGUAUCGCGGAAGUUCAACGUUACAGUGUGAUUCAAAUUUAAACACUACAAAAGUAAUUUUGACUCAAACAUUCUAACAGUCUAAUAAAUAUAUUUCAUAUAUGCUAUUGGAAAAAUAA
Messenger RNA from Salmo salar (Atlantic salmon), 4084 nucleotides. Its product is annotated as patched domain-containing protein 3. The record is from RefSeq and is a predicted model, not a curated record. Lineage: Eukaryota; Metazoa; Chordata; Actinopteri; Salmoniformes; Salmonidae. Gene Ontology annotation, cellular component: membrane.